AUGAACACAAAACACAACCUCGGACCGCACCUGACCUGGCUCCGACGAGAACGCCCGCAGAUUCCGCCGCCGCGCACCGCCGCCCCCGUAGCGCUACUACCGCCGGUGCUAAUCCCCGAGAAGAAGGGCCUGCAGAGAAGGAAGGAGGAGGAGGAGGAGGAGGAGGAGGAGGAAGAUUGGGACGGACAGGAGGGACUGGAAGAGCAGGAGGAGAUGGCGAGACUGCAGCUGGAGCAGGUGAGGAGGGAGAGGCUCACGGCGGGGAAGAAGGUUGGGACGCCGACGGCGACGCAGGUGCCCAGGACGGCGGCAGCGACAGCGGCCAGGACCCCGGGGUUGAGUACUAAUAACGCACCAUCAUCGUCCUCCCGCCCACCGUCGACAGCACGCCCACCACAGCCAAAACACGUACUAAUGGAAAUUGACACCAUCGACCUCACAUCCGACGACAACGAGCCCGUCUACAUUGGCCGCACCCCCACCACCGUCAAGCCCACCAGCUCACCGCAGAAAAUACCCGCCCCCAUGCCACUGCCAGGGACGCAGAGGGCACCACCACCCGCACUGACGUCGACGCCGCUCUUUAGAUAUGACGAGACCAUGGACGGCAGCAACAGUCCCACCAGACAGGCGUCCCCCGUCCGGCGGAACAGGAACAAACGCAGCUCCCUGGAGUUUGAGGACGACAACCCCCAGCACGGGGCGGAGCGGUUCCCGUCAAAGUCGCCACGCACGGAGAGGCGCUCGACGCCGGAGAGGAGCCAUGGUGCGAGGCAGGCGAAUGUGAUUGAGGCGCAGGAGGGGCCAUUGGAGCCGCCGCCGCCGUAUUCGAGUGGUGAGAAUCAUGGUGACGAUCUGGACUAUCCGGAUUUGUCGCAGGUGAUGGAGCCGGUGUUGAAGCCGGCCGCCACCACGUCGAGUAGAAGGAGGGGAGUGGGCGUGGAGGAGCAGAAGGUCACGACGAGGGUGGGGAAGCUGCGUAAGUCAAACUCUUACGAUGCACGCAAUGGGACUAUCGAGAUCACGGAGGAGCAGGAAGAGGAGGUUGUCCGCAAGAAAAGAAGGACCGUCAAGAUCACGAGGGACCUGACCCAGGGCGAGACAUGGCCGCCGAAACCGGUAAUAUCUGAGAGCGAGCGACUGAAAAAGACUCGUGCUGAGGGCACCAAGUCUCCGUCCAAGAGAAGAAUGAGACGGGUAGUACCCAGCUCGGAUCAAGACGACUCGGACGGAGCAUUGUCGGUCGAGGAGCCUGAUGAGACAGCCGACGAGGAAGAUGACCACGGCAUGGGACGGAACAUGGACACCAGACUCGACGAGAUUGCGCUUCUCGAGGCCGAGGGAGGCUCCGACGAACAGCCCUCGCCGCCGUUCGAGCCCGAAGCCGAUGACGAUGAAGACUAUGGCGCCUCAGACCUAGACCUCACAGAAGCCAUCGCACAGGCCGACUCAUCUAGUCGGCCUCCUACAUCCUCCAGUCGAGCUCCUACAUCCUCCUCCAGUCGAGGCCCUGCAUCGUCAAUAACCAUUCCACCACAAACACAGGAACGCCGCCGACCCCAUCCGCGCGAUGAGGCAUCACCGCUGCAGCGCGACAGCCCAACCAAGCUUGCUGGCGUAUCAAAACGGACCGCAAUCCCGCCCACGCCCCGCUCUGACCGGACCAAGAAGAAGGCCCGCACCGAGAGCGACGACGGGCUCUCCGACUACGAUCUAGAGGGGCUCAAGAAGCUGCUCCCGAGCGUCACAAGGCAGAGCUAUGCCAAGAUGGAGGAGGUAUCGGACUACAAUGCUGAGGGCGCCAUGCCGCCAAUGGAGCUCGUCCAGGAGUCUGCAGCGCUCAGGAAGAAGGUUAAAGCCAUUGAGGCGCGCAUCAAGGCGUUUGAAGCUGGAGAGGCAGAGACAAAUCUGUGCGUAGAGGCAACGCAGCCGGUAGUGCCCGAGACGCCAACUCGGAAGCGGGUGGCGUCGCAGAUCAUCAGGCAGACGCAGUAUGCGCCCAGCAGCCCCAUCAGAAGACAGAAAAUAUUGGAGGAGGACAGCGACGAGCGGGAUAUGUCAUUGAUAGAGGCGUGGGCCUCGCCGCGGAAGCUACAAAGAGCAGCGAGACAGGAUGCAUUCAUAAUUGGCAUGGGCUCGCCGCCGCCGCCGCCGAGCCCGUCGGCGUUUGAGUCCCCGAAGAGGAGUAAGAGGUCGCCAGCGAAGAGGCGGGAUUAUAGUGCGUAUGAGGACUGCGAUGUGCCGCCGGACCCGGCGCUGCAGAGCGAUGGGAGCGAUUAUGGGGAGGACUUUGAUGUGGAGGAGAUGGUGGAGGAGGAGCAGCAGCAGCAGCAGUUGGGCACGUUUGGUUACCAGUCGAGGACGGUGUCGAGUUUCAAGGGGAAUAUGGCGGCGGGUUUCAAUACAUCGACGAGUAGUAGACAGGAACACCAUCACCACCAGCAGCAACAGCAGAGCUUCGGAAAUACUGUCAGCAGUUAUAUGAAGCCGGCCAAAAAGACGCCCUCACACAGGCUCAGCGAGAUUGUCAUCAGCGACGACGACGAUGACAUCCAGCUUGUCCAGAUCCAGAAGAGCACAUCGAGAACCGCAAAGCCACGAGAACCGCUCGCAAGGACAUCCGGCAACUCCCCGCCCGAGCCACGAACUAUCAACAACGCCCUCGGCCGCUCCACGCAGCAGCAGCAGCACCCGUCCAGCCAGACACCGCAGAAGUCCCAGAUCGCGCCCGCAGGCCCCCACGCAAGGCUCCAUGUCCAGCGCGCCGCCACAAUCGACAUGAACAGCGCCGCCAUGCGGCACCCCUGGUCGCGCGACGUCGCGGAUCAGCUCCGCCGCAGAUUCAACCUCAAGGGCUUCCGCAACAACCAGCUGGAGGCCAUCAACGCCACGCUGUCGGGCAAGGACGUGUUCGUGCUCAUGCCCACGGGCGGCGGCAAGUCGCUCAUCUACCAGCUGCCCGCCGUCAUCAGCACGGGCAGGACGCGCGGCGUGACGGUCGUGGUCUCGCCGCUGCUGUCGCUGAUGCAGGACCAGGUCGACCAUCUGCAGAAGCUGAAUGUCAUGGCCUUCUACAUCAAUGGCGAGAUCAGCGAGAUGCAGAGGAGCGUGCUGUAUGAUUCGCUCUACCACCAGGAUGUCGAGGAGAUGAUACAGCUGCUGUAUAUCACGCCGGAAAUGAUCGCGAAGAGCGACAAGAUGGUGAAUACGCUGGUGCACCUCCAUCGCCGCGGGAAGCUGGCGCGGGUGGUCAUUGAUGAGGCGCAUUGUGUCUCGCAGUGGGGGCACGACUUUAGGCCCGACUACAAGUCGCUGGGGCAGCUAAGGGAGAAGUUUCCGGAUGUGCCCUGGAUCGCGUUGACGGCGACGGCAACGAAGAAGGUGCAGAUGGAUGUCACGGCGAACCUGCGGAUGCCGCGCUGCGAGUCGUUUCAGCAGAGCUUCAAUCGGCCGAAUCUCCACUACCAGGUCCUGCAGAAGGGGAAAGACAUACUGGACAAGAUCGUGGACAUCUGCAGGCAGCCAAAGUACGCGAACAAGACGGGUAUCGUGUACUGUCUCUCCCGCGCCAACUGCGAGCAGACCGCGGAGAAGCUGCGCAUGCGCGGCAUCAAGGCGCAGCACUUCCACGCGGGCCUGGCAGCGGAGGAGAAGGUGCGGCUGCAGAAGGGCUGGCAGGCAAGACAGUUCAAUGUUAUAGUCGCGACUAUCGCCUUCGGCAUGGGCAUCGACAAGCCAGACGUGCGCUUCGUGAUCCACUACACCAUCCCCAAGAGUCUCGAGGGGUACUACCAGGAGACGGGCCGUGCCGGCAGAGACGGCCUGCCCAGCGGCUGCUUCCUCUUCUACAACUACGGCGACACGGGCACGCUCUACCGCAUGAUCAAGGACGGCGACGGCAAUGCCGACCAGAAGAGGCGCCAGAUUGAGAUGCUGCAGAUGGUGGUGCAGUACUGCGAGAAUAAGGCCGAGUGCCGCCGUGUCCAGGUGCUGCGCUACUUUGGCGAGAACUUCCCGGAGGAGCAGUGCGACCAGAGCUGCGAUAAUUGUUGCUCGGGCAUUGAGUAUGAGGAUGUGGAUAUCACGAACAUGGCGGUUGCGGCGCUGAAUGUAGUGUCGCAGCUGAAUGAGAAGACGCUGCUGUACUGUAUUGAUGUGUUCCGUGGCAGCGCGAGUAAGGCGCAUAAGGAUAGUGGUAGUGAUGGGCUGGCGGGAUAUGGCGCGGGGAAGAAGUGGGAUCGCAGUGAUUGUGAGAGGCUGUUUCAUUAUCUGGUCCAGAUUGGAGCCGUCACGGAGGAGCAUGUGCAGAAUAAGGCGGGGUUCUAUGUCAGCCAUGUCUACUUGAAUAACGCAAAAGCAAACCCGAUCCUGCAAAGCCGCCGUGCAAUCUCGAUGGCCUUCCCCAAGAAGACUGCCGCCGCGGCAAAGCGGACAGCAGCAAGCCACUUGACGACCGCGGCCCUCGAGGUCGAGAGCAUCCGCAGCCGGUACCAGUUCAAGGAGAAAGUCACUAAAGUACAACGCACCCGCCACUAUGAAGCCGAAGCCGAAGACGAAGAGGAGGACUUCGGGGGGGAAAACGAAUAUGAGCUUGACGGCUUUGUAGUUGACGACGACGAAGAAGAGGACGAUGAGCAGCCCGACAGCCUCGGAUUCAUGCCUGUGCGCCAGGGGGGGAGCAAGAAACGUAAUACUGCCGGUAGUGGGCAGAAGAAGAAGAUGGGCAAGCCGAUCACAGGGGACCCGGAGCUCGAGGGGUAUGAUUCGUAUGCGCUGGACAUCAUGGAGCGCUUUGUGGCCGACGCAAAGAAGCUGCGGCAGAAGAUCAUGGAGCGGAAGCGCAUCCAGAGGAUCGAAAGCGUCUUUACGGACAAGAUUUUACGAACCAUUGGCCUGCGCCUCCCACGAACACUCGACGAGCUCCGCGCAAUCCCCAACAUCCCCACCGAGAAAGCCGACAACUUCGGCGCCUCCUUCCUCAAGCUCACCGCGCCGCUGCGGGAAGAGCGCGAAACAAACAUGCAAGGCGCCGACCUGUCGCAAGUGCCCGCACCCACGCAGAUUCCUAGCACCACCGAUGACGACGACGGCAGCGAGUACGACGAAGACGACGACAACGAGAUCGGCGCAGAGACGGGCGAUAAGUCUGGAUACUUUGCGGCUGAGAGCGAGUACUUCAAUCCGCCGAAGAUGUCGCAGGCCCAGCAGGCGAUGAUGGAGCAGGUUGCGAAUGCUGCGCGUGCUGGCGGUGGCGGCGGUGGUGGGAGUGGGAGUGCGAGUAGUGCGGGGGCGAGGCCGAGGAAGAAGGCGUUUGGAGGAAGGGGCGGGAGGAAGAGGAGUGGUGGGCAGAGGAAGCAGUCGGGUGGGGCCAAGAAGAGCUCCGGGGGAGGGGCGUUCCAGGCGGGCGGGAGUAGGGGUGGGAGGAGCGGGGGAAACGGUGGGAAUAGUAGUAGGGGUGGAGGUGGGGGCGGGGGUGGAAGCUUCUUUGGUGGAGGCGGGGCUUCGAGGAUUAGACCGAUGCCGUCUUAG
Molecule: messenger RNA, 5529 nt
Organism: Morchella sextelata
Lineage: Eukaryota; Fungi; Ascomycota; Pezizomycetes; Pezizales; Morchellaceae
Exons: 4
Coding region: 1-5529 (1842 amino acids)
Biological process (GO): double-strand break repair via homologous recombination; DNA replication
Cellular component (GO): RecQ family helicase-topoisomerase III complex; nucleus; cytoplasm
Molecular function (GO): ATP binding; nucleic acid binding; 3'-5' DNA helicase activity
Source: RefSeq, a predicted model, not a curated record